GAAAGAACUUGCGCUGAACUUCAUAUCCACUAUAAAACACGAAGGACGAGUUUUUGUUCGAAGAAGGCAAAUUAGAUUCAGCAGCACGUCUGGAAGAAGUUGCAUAUGUCUGACUCAUGAAAAGACCGAUGCUCCACCCUCAGCAAACAGAAAACAACGUCCACUGACAGCUAAAUACAAGAUUUUUUGGGCUCGACAGGCUUCAACAGGGUAGAGUGUAUCAUCAGUAAAGACCUUUCAACAAGUUGUCGUUUUUGAUGGGAUUUGUUGCUUAACAUGCGUCUACACGGGUCAAUGAAUAUACUAGGAGCAGCAGUGUUGGUUCUGCUGGCCGGCUGUCAGCAAUGUGUCUCCACUGACACUCCACCAGAGGUCAGGCAGAACAAUAGUACUCUGUACUCAGCCUGCAAAAUGAGACCCAGCACCUCACUCCCUGAAGGCCUGCCAAAAGUGUACGGUCAGGUGCUGUUUAAGCAGGAAUAUCCUGAGGGGAAACUCAAGGUGCUCCUUCAGUUCAGUGGCUUCCCCACAGAGAGCGCCCCAGUGCCCAGAGCGGUGCACAUCCAUCAGUUUGGAGACCUGAGCCAGGGGUGUGACUCCACUGGAGGCCACUACAACCCACACAGCGUACAUCACCCAGACCACCCUGGAGACUUCGGUAACUUUGUGGCUCUGAAAGGAAAAAUCAAUACGAUGAUAGAGUCUGAGGCCACGCUGUUCACAGGGCUGUCUGUGAUUGGAAGAGCCGUGGUGAUCCAUGAGAGGGAGGACGACUUGGGGAGUGGGGGAGACGCUGGGAGCCUGCUGAGUGGAAACGCAGGCCGGAGGCUUGGCUGCUGCAUCAUUGGGAUUUCUCCCCCCAGCCUCUGGAAUAUGAAGUAUGAGGUGUAUAAUAAACGUAAGCUUGUGGAUGCUGGCAUGUAGGGCAAUUAAAGAGAUUUUCCCUUGAUUAAAUCAUUGAUUGGAUCCAUUGGAUCCAUUGUAUCCCUUGUGUGGCUUAUCAAAAAUGGUGGGAAAGUGUCUUGAGAAUUCAACUGCUCCAAAAAUAAAAUAAAUGCUCAGUUCUUUAAUCCUUGGUGAUUUUCUGACUUUUCCUUAAACACCAUCGGUUUAAAUUUGUUUAUGACCAAAGUAGCGACACUACCCGAACUAAGAAGGUUAACAUGGUAUUCAUUACAAAUGCAUUCAUUUGCAUGUGAAUGUCAUUUCAAAUAUAUUAUCACGCUUACAAAAACCUCCAUUACAUCCGUGCAGUGCAGGUUUCUAUAUAAUUCUAUACUUAAAACAUGUUUUUAUUCAGUUGAAUCAUUUAUUUUGCAGAAAUAAAUCCAUGUUGUGCACAUUCAACAAAUAUACACGUAUGGUUUUGUGGUAUUUCUAUCUGAUGAGUUAAUACUUUUUGCUACAAAACAUGACAACGUCAGUGCUGGUAAUACUACAUGUUGUGGGUUCUUUGUGUAACAGACGAGUGAACUCUUAACUAAAUUUAUGUUCAAAGUCAACUGUCCUUAAUAAAAAGUGGUUUGGAAAUGUUUGCAUUGUUUUUAAAGAAAAUAAAUAAAGUUUCUGCUUAAGCUAAA
Molecule: messenger RNA, 1580 nt
Organism: Trematomus bernacchii (emerald rockcod)
Lineage: Eukaryota; Metazoa; Chordata; Actinopteri; Perciformes; Nototheniidae
Product: extracellular superoxide dismutase [Cu-Zn]-like
Exons: 2
Coding region: 277-924 (215 amino acids)
Biological process (GO): removal of superoxide radicals
Molecular function (GO): superoxide dismutase activity; copper ion binding
Source: RefSeq, a predicted model, not a curated record